AACCCCGCCCCCUCCCCGUCAUUCAACUGUUGGCUCAUUUCAAGCUGCAGUCCACAGCACGAGGCAGCGCCGUCAUGUCCCCGAGACAAACGUGCCCCCUGCGUCUCUUCCCGCCGCUGCUGCUGCUGUUCGCAGCGGGCCAGCAGUGUUCUGCCGCCCGCCCGUUGCUCGUUUUUCUCAUCGAUGGGUUCCGUUAUGACUACAUGGAUGACCUGCAUGCGCUACCCGGAUUUCGCGAGCUUGUGGGCAAUGGAGUGAAGGUGGACUACGUGACGCCAGACUUCCCGACUUUAUCAUACCCCAAUUACUACUCCUUGAUGACAGGCCGUUACUGUGAUGUUCAUCACAUGACUGGAAACUACAUGUGGGACGAAGCCUCCAAGAAGGAGUUUCUGAUUGGGACCAAUCCUGACAGUCGGUUGCCUCUGUGGUGGAAUGGAUCAGAGCCAUUAUGGGUCACCCUAGAGAAACUGGGAAAGAAGGUUUACAUGUACUACUGGCCUGGCUGCGAGGUGAAGAUCCUGGGUGUCCGUCCAUCAUUCUGUGAGGAAUAUGUCUACAACCCCUCAGAGAAAAACCUCACAGAUUCAAUAGUGAAUGCGCUCAAUGUCCUGAGUUCAGGGCAAGCAGGCAUGGCAGCAAUAUAUUAUGAGAAAAUAGAUGUGGAGGGCCAUCACUUCGGUCCAGACUCUCAUCAGGUCAGAAGCGCUGUGCAGCAACUGGAUCUCGCCAUGCAGACACUCAUCAGCAAAAUCAAAGAGAAGAACAUGGUGAACCAGCUGAACAUUGUGCUAUUUUCAGACCAUGGUAUGACAAAGAUCCAGUGGAUGGAAAAGGUCAUAGAGCUGGACAAGUAUAUAAACAUGUCACACAUUGUCAAGAUGAUGGACAGAGGACCAGUGGUCAGUCUGUGGCCCGAAGACAACAAAUUACAAGAGGUGUAUGCUGCAUUGUCCCAUGUCCCAAACAUGCGUGCAUAUCGCAGAGAAGAGAUCCCUGAACGUUUCCAUUUUAAGGGAGGAAAGUUUGUUUCUCCUCUGACACUAUUGGCUGAGCCUGGCUGGUUCAUCGCUGAGAACAAGCAAAGUCUCCCAUACUGGAAAAAUGACUCUGGAGAGGCCUCAGCAUGGCAAAAUGGCUGGCAUGGUUAUGACAAUGAGUUCCUCGACAUGAGAGGUUUUUUCUUGGCAACAGGACCUGACUUCAAGCGGAAUCUUUGGGCACCUCCAAUUCGAGCAGUAGACAUUUAUAAUGUGAUGUGCUGGAUGUUGGGAGUGGAGCCUUUGCCCAAUAAUGGAUCCUGGUCUCGGGUAGAGUGCCUCUUGAAUGGCUCUGAUGGUCUAUCCCAGUCCACAACCCUCUGUACCUGCUGUGUGGGUUUGUUGGGAAUACUGCUGGCACUAUGGGCCUAAAACACUUAACAAUUCAUGUUGUUGUCAGUCCAAAUGAUUUGCUAGAAAUAGAACAUUGAUUAAUUAAUAUGAAAGGCGGAGAAACGAGCUGCAAAAUGUGACCUUGACCUUUUCAUGUCUGAUCAAAAUGUGGGGUUGUCUGAGGUGUGUGUGUGGAUAGAUAGAUCUUGAAGAUGCUCAAUGUGAACCUCUCCUAUACUAAAACUUUUGUUUGUUUUUUAUUGUUUUGUUUUUUUAAAUAUCUU
This is a messenger RNA of Larimichthys crocea (large yellow croaker), 1657 nucleotides long. RefSeq names its product ectonucleotide pyrophosphatase/phosphodiesterase 6 (gene enpp6). Gene Ontology annotation, cellular component: plasma membrane. Lineage: Eukaryota; Metazoa; Chordata; Actinopteri; Sciaenidae. Gene Ontology annotation, molecular function: glycerophosphodiester phosphodiesterase activity. The transcript has 8 exons. Gene Ontology annotation, biological process: lipid metabolic process; choline metabolic process. The record is from RefSeq and is a predicted model, not a curated record. Bases 75 to 1412 code for a protein of 445 amino acids.